UAAGAGUGUUGGAGCAGUGGGCGUGUGCAGUGAUAAUACAACUGGUUGGAUGAGUUUUCAGAUCUGAAUGAACACGCUGCAGCAGAGAGGCACGCUCACACAGAGAUCAUGGCAGCAGCGGAGUCGAGCCCUCUGACCACUCAUGUGCUGAACACUGGAGAUGGUGUCCCAGCAGCCAGGAUGGCUCUCAGCCUGCACCGACUUGACUCAGAGCUGAUGAUCUGGUCCAUGCUGAAUGUUGGGACAACAAACCAAGAUGGCCGCUGCCCAGGACUCAUCAGCCAACAAGCUUUCACUCCUGGCAUGUACAAACUGCGCUUUGAGACGGGUUCAUACUGGGAGAAUCUGGGUCAGACCUCAUUUUACCCAUACGUGGAGGUUGUGUUUACCAUCAGUGACCCUGAGCAGAGGUUCCACCUCCCCCUGCUGAUGAGUCGGUUCUCCUACAGCACCUACAGAGGAAGCUGAGAGCUCCGAGGACGACGAGCUGCAGGCAGAGCUCGACAGAGAUGGUUUCUGUUGUCUUGGAGUAGAUUUUAUGAGUCUGACUCAUCAGUCAUAUCUUGUUUGGUCCAGUUUUUGUUAGACUUGUUGACUGUUGAGUUUACUUAAGUAAUACUUGAGUAUAGAGUACAGUGUGUAUACACAGUAUAUAUAUACAUAAAUGUACAUUUGUUGUGGCAUUUUAAUGAUCAUGAUAACUGCAGACAACAUUUAAGUCUUCACUAAAGAUGAAGUGAAAUUGUUACUUACUGUAUAUUUAACAUAUAUAUAAUUUAGAUGUUAUUUGUAAUAAACCAAACCAAUAUGCAUCCAAACCUCUGACUUAUCUCUUUCUGUCAUCACAACACAUCACAACUCUUAUGGCAGCAGGUAAAAAGGCAAUAACUAGAGAACCUCCCACCUUGAACCAAUGGAAAAAUAUAAUAAAUAACAUAUACAGUAUGGAAGAUAAAAUUUAGUUUGAAAUUACAGAAGGAAAAGAGAAAAAAACACUGGGCUGAAUGGGUUACAUAU
Larimichthys crocea (large yellow croaker) is the source of this 1017-nucleotide messenger RNA. RefSeq names its product 5-hydroxyisourate hydrolase-like. Gene Ontology annotation, molecular function: hydroxyisourate hydrolase activity. Bases 109 to 468 code for a protein of 119 amino acids. The record is from RefSeq and is a predicted model, not a curated record. Gene Ontology annotation, biological process: purine nucleobase metabolic process. NCBI's taxonomy places the organism in Eukaryota, Metazoa, Chordata, Actinopteri, Sciaenidae. The transcript is spliced from 4 exons.